This is a messenger RNA of Plenodomus lingam JN3, 156 nucleotides long. NCBI's taxonomy places the organism in Eukaryota, Fungi, Ascomycota, Dothideomycetes, Pleosporales, Leptosphaeriaceae. The record is from RefSeq and is a predicted model, not a curated record.
AUGCAACAAUGCAUGACGGGCAGAAAUUCCGUUGGCUGGAUGCGCGGGACCUUGCACGAGCACGAGCAGGAGGGGAAGCAGCAGUACCCCUCGACAACGGGAACGGGGAGUAAGUGUAGUGUUAUAGUCAUCGUUUCGGCUUUGGCUUGUCCUUGA